UGACCGGGGGACGACGUGUGACUUUCCGUAACAGGAAAAGCCCCAAGUGACAGGUACUCCCGCAUGGAUAGUUCCAAGUCACCUCGCAGAUCUACAGCUUUCCUCACCAUAUGAAGUGUGCGAUUAUUAUUUUGCAAAGAAUGGAUUCAGAUGCCAGAUAGCUAACCAUCAAAGAACAACCAGCUUUCUAUCACUAGGCCACUUCAGCCCGCAGAUACCUCCGAUAGCAUAUCAACUAUGUCCGCAACUCUUCCUCCGACGUUCAAACCGACACUCAUCCUCCACGGCGGCGCGGGUGACAUCCAUCGUUCGACUCUUCCACCUCCUCUCUAUGACCAAUUCCAUGCGUCUCUCCUUGCCUACCUCCGCUCGACGUACACACUGCUCAAGAAUGGCGCAACCGCCCUCGACGCAGCAGUACAUGCUGUCUCGCUGAUGGAAGACGACGAGCUGUUCAACUGCGGUCGGGGCAGCGUCUUUACCUCCGCUGGCACUAUCGAGAUGGAAGCCUCCGUCAUGGUGACAUCCAUUCAAGAGGGCUGGGAGAAUAGCAGCGAACCGGGAACGAUAAAACGCGGCGCGGGCGUUAUCAACGUGAGGAGCGUACGGCAUCCGAUCCAACUUGCGCGGGAAGCGCUUCUGCGAACGGGUUACGAUUCCAACGGCGAACCGAACGGUGACGGAGGAAAUAUGCACUCGCAGCUCAGUGGGCUCGAAGUCGAGAAGCUGGCUGACGAAUGGGGUCUAGAAUUUGCGCCUGACGAGUGGUUCUGGACCCAGAAGCGAUGGGAUGAGCAUAUGAGAGGCCUGAAGGGGAUUAAGGAAGAUAUUACAAUGAGUCAGGGGACUGUGGGAUGCGUCUGUUUGGACCAAUGGGGCAAUCUGGCCGUUGCUACGAGUACGGGGGGUUUGACGAACAAGAAGCCCGGGAGAGUUGGUGAUACACCGACGUUCGGAGCGGGAUUCUGGGCUGAGGCGUGGGAUGUUAAAGUAACUGCUGAAAGUGAGACUGGGACGAUGGUAUAUGGGACAUCAAGUUCAACGGCAACACAUGCAGAAUCAGACCAGUCCGCACAUCUCACCACUUGGGACUUUACUCGCUAUCUGAAAUCGUGCCUGGGAGAUUGUCUUACCUCUUACCUUCGUUAUCUGUCUUCAAGCCGGGAUGUCCCCGCAGACCAAGACUCAGGAUCACAUCGUCCUCGUUCCCCUGAAAAGCAACCCCUUCUGAGCCAUCAACAACCGAGAUAUACCAAACCUCUUACCACCCGUCGUGCCGUCGCCCUCUCAGGAACUGGCAACGGCGACUCUUUCUUACGCGUCGCCGCGGCCCGUACUGCGUCCUCGAUGCUCCGAUUCUCUCCUGCAGGAUCUUUCCCGAGCACGCUCGCUGAGGCAGUCACCGCCAUCGCCGGACAAGGCGGUGAACUGCAGCGCUCCGCAGGUAGACGAUGGGAAAAGACGAGUGAGGGACAAGGUGGGAUCAUCGGGAUCGAAAUUUCAUCUCACUCCCCAGAGAAUCCUGGUGAUAAGCUAAAGAGAGGAAAUGUCGUUUUCGAUUUCAAUUGUGGGGGGAUGUUUCGGGCCUGGAUCGAAGAAGAUGCAGAUGGAGAAAAGGAGAGGGUUAUGGUGUUUAGAGAGGAGUAUUAUUAGAUUGUUCACUCUUUGCUUCACGUUUAUUUAAGCUGGUUCUGUAGUUAGUUAUUUACGUGGGUGUAUAAGCGCCCGUUGCUCUUGGAAAUGCUAGACCUUUGCUAUACGUGCAAGAAACUUGACACUGGACAGAUCAAUAGAAUCGAGUUGGUGGAAAAGGAACAAUAUAUAUAUAUAUAUAUAUACCGCAAUAAUCAAACAGGUCAGGUUUAUCAUUAUAGUGGAAUAAAAACGUAAAAAAAAAAAAAAAAAAAAAAAA
Paecilomyces variotii is the source of this 1912-nucleotide messenger RNA. RefSeq names its product putative asparaginase. Gene Ontology annotation, molecular function: hydrolase activity. NCBI's taxonomy places the organism in Eukaryota, Fungi, Ascomycota, Eurotiomycetes, Eurotiales, Thermoascaceae. The transcript has a single exon. Bases 238 to 1653 code for a protein of 471 amino acids. The record is from RefSeq and is a predicted model, not a curated record.